CAAAGUCAACUUUAACAUUAAAGAAAAUGAAUUCUCUUUUCCUUCGCUCGAUUCUUUCGUUCAUACUGUUGAUCGUUAAAGGUACAGGAAGUUCGGUAAAAAUCAGUCAAGGCCGUGAGUCAACGAUCCACAUAGACCUCGAUGCUAUUGAACACAAUUAUCAGCAGUUGCUGAAAAAACUACCCCCGAACCAUCCAGUCAUGGCUGUGGUAAAAGCUAAUGCCUAUGGUGUUGGGGCUGUUGCUGUCGCGAAAACUGUACUAGAGCUUGGAGCGAAAUAUUUAGCAGUUGCUUUCGUUGACGAGGGAGUACAUCUACGAAAGCAUGGAAUCGAUGCACCCAUUCUGGUUCUUGGAUACACUGCAGCUGGUGAUGAAGGGAUUGAGCUGGCGAUUCGUUACAGUUUAACGAUUACGGUGUUCACGAAAGAGGUGCUUGAUGCCAUUCAACUCAAGGCAUGGCACAGUCAAUGUCGUGUUAAAAUUCACAUUAAAGUCAACACUGGGAUGAAUAGAAUCGGCUUGGAACCGGAUCAGCUUGUGCCCUUUGUGCAGACCAUUAAAAAUGGAUUUUACACUGCAGUUGAAUUGGAAGGCGUUUUCAGUCACUUUGCAUCUCUCGAUUAUCCAUUUUUGUCAGAACCAGACAAGCAAUAUGCCAGAAAUCAGUUGAAAAUAUUCAAAAGGGUCGUAAAUCUAGCCCGUAAGGUGAUGCGAAUUCCCAUAGCUCACAUAGCCUCUUCCAAUUCCAUCGAGUUCUUUGGUAAAGAAGGUUUUCUGGACAUGGUGAGACCAGGCUCUUCCAUUAAUGGGUUCAUGCCGUUCGCUAGACCAGCCCUAUCGCUAACGUCAAUUGUUUCAGCGAUUCGCAAGCCAGCGAAAGGUCAACAACUCGGUUAUGAAGAAAACGUUACAGCUACUGGAGAUGACUGGAUUGCAGGUGUACUAUUGGGAUUCGCAGAUGGAUUAAGCCGAGACUGUAGUAACGGUCGAAGAGAGGUACUGAUUAAAGGAGUACGAGUGCCGAUUGUGACACGGAUUAUGAUGGAUCAGAUGCUUGUGAAUGUGACAAUAGUGUAUCCGGUAGCAGUCGAGGAGAAAGUGGUCAUCAUUGGUCGUCAAGGUCAGGAAGAGAUUACAGCCGAGGAUAUAGCAAAAAUGUGUGGUGGUAGCGCCACUUCAGUAACGUCGCAGUUGAGUACAAGAAUUCCGAGAGUUUACUAUCAGAAUGGGCGAAUGGUUUACUACGAAAACAAUUUGUUGAUGUACUGAUAACAGCUGAUACCACCAGCAAUAAAAGUUUCUUUUGGAUCAAUUUGCUCUUCCUCUUUGCUACACGAAUCGAAGCCGCUUGUAACUGACGAUUCCUAGGAGGAAUUGAUAUCGAACACAACAUGUACUGACAACAAGUUGUUUGAGGAACAAGUGUUGGUGUUUACAGUUACACAGCUUGAGAAUUUGAGAAUAAAUUUUCUUUUGGCAGAAUGAGUUA
This is a messenger RNA of Bradysia coprophila, 1491 nucleotides long. Its product is annotated as alanine racemase 2-like. Gene Ontology annotation, biological process: peptidoglycan biosynthetic process; D-alanine biosynthetic process. NCBI's taxonomy places the organism in Eukaryota, Metazoa, Arthropoda, Insecta, Diptera, Sciaridae. Gene Ontology annotation, cellular component: cytosol. The record is from RefSeq and is a predicted model, not a curated record. Gene Ontology annotation, molecular function: pyridoxal phosphate binding; alanine racemase activity.